GUUGCAAAUCAAGAUAAAAAGCGGUUGCCUCAUGAGAUUUUGGAAAGCUGGAGAAUCGUUUUACCCCAACGACCAUCAUUAGCAAACGUUCACCUACCAUUUGGUUCGCCAAUGCCUUGGACACAUUCUAGUAAUCAUGAAAAUGAUUGUCAUAAACCUAAUCAGAAAUAGGUCUAACGAGAACACGUGGAAAGUCAUUUAAAUAAACCGUAAUUUUGGAUUAAAGACUGCGAAACAUUAAGAGUAAAUUAAAAUAAAAAAAGACAAAACAACAAGGUCACGCAAGUAAAGAAUAAUUUUAGUGCAUAAAAUUUUCCAUCAAAUCAAAUUUGGAUUUGCAUAUGAUGAGCAAAAAAUUAUUGUACUUUAAAAUCAAUUUAUUUUGUGUAUAUUCCGGAUUACCCACAUUUAUUUUAUUUUGUAUUAAGGCAUACAAGACGUAGUGUUCCUUAAUCCGUUCGACAGUUAUUUGAGGUCGUUAAAAUGAUUACUGAUUAGUCAUAUGUACGUAUAAAAGCGAGUGUUAAUUGAAUGGUUAAAUAGUUUAUCUUAAACUGACGAAGAUAUGGACUGUGAAAAAAAUCUAGAAAAGGAGCUUCUUGCACCCUACAUGCAUUUGCUGCAAGUUAAAAGCAAGCAGUUUCGGAAUAAAAUCGUAUUGGCCUUCAACUACUGGUUCAAGGUACCAGACGAUCUAGUUCAAAAUGCACUCAAUGCGAUGACAAUGACAUACAACGCAAGUUUAUUGAUCGAUGAUAUUCAAGAUAAUUCGAUAAAACGUCGAGGGAUUGAAGCAGCUCAUUGUAUUUAUGGAAUUCCAUUAACUAUUAAUACAGCAGUUCAUGUUUUGGUUCUGGCCCUAAAACAAGAAUUAGACCUCGUACCAGCCGCAUUGGGUGGUAACAUAUUUGUUGACCACGUUCUGGAUGUAAUUUACGGCCAAGGUGUUGAAAUUUACUGGCGAGACAACUUUAUGUGUCCGUCUGAAAAAGAGUAUAAAGAAAUGGUCCAGCAAAAAACUGGAGCAAUGCUUUUAUAUGGAGUGAAAUUAUUACAAGUUUUAAGUGAUGACAAAAGAAAUUACGACGAUUUUGUGAAACUUCUUGGUUUCUAUUUCCAAUUGAGAGACGACUACUGCAAUUUAAAACAACUAGAAGCAUUAGAGGAAUACCCUGAAAAGGAAGAUGAAAGUGUAAAUAAAGAGCAGGAUUUUUGUGAGGAUAUAACAGAGGGUAAAUUUAGUUUGCCUAUAAUACACGCUAUGAAGACGCCACAGGGCCCUACAAUUUUAAACAUAUUGCGGCAGCGAACUCGUGAUAUAGAGGUGAAGAAAUACUGCCUUUCGUUGAUAGAGAAGUCGGGCAGUCUACAGUACACGAGAGACUUGCUGUCUGAGUUGGAUCGAGAUGCCAGGAAAGAGCUCGUCCGUUUAGGCGGUAACCCUUUGAUGGAAGACGUUUUGGAUGGUCUAUUAAGUUGGAAAGGUUCCGAAAAUAUUUAAUAUAGUUUUUUUUAAAUAUGGAAUGUAUUUGUAAUUUUCUUAUAUUUUAUUUUGUUAUAUGGGUUUGUUUUUAGAACAAUAAAUAUGUAACGUUUUUAA
This is a messenger RNA of Danaus plexippus (monarch butterfly), 1600 nucleotides long. Its product is annotated as terpene synthase-like. The record is from RefSeq and is a predicted model, not a curated record. The coding region runs from base 566 to 1501 and encodes 311 amino acids. Lineage: Eukaryota; Metazoa; Arthropoda; Insecta; Lepidoptera; Nymphalidae. Gene Ontology annotation, molecular function: prenyltransferase activity. Gene Ontology annotation, biological process: isoprenoid biosynthetic process. The transcript is spliced from 9 exons.